AUGGCGUUACCGACCCUCUCCUCCCGCUGGCCGAUGCGUCUCCGUCCUGUGGAGCAUCAGCUUCUGCGCCAGAGAGAGCAGGAAGCUCGGCGUCUGCAGCAGUGGCAGCUUCACUCACAGUAUUUUAAGGAGCAGCAGGUUCGCAGCAGUAAACAGGCUCAGUGGAGCUCCAGAGAGUCGUAUCAGCAGAGCAUGUCAGCGUUCCGGCGCGAGCGUCUGCAGGAGGAGAGGAGGAAGAGCCUGGAGGAGCGCAGGAAGCGUCUGAGGAACAUGUUGUUGGAGGAGAACGCACAGCUGGAGGCCGAGCUCAGAGCUUUAGGCCGGGACAGGAGCGGCACCGUCAGGCAGCAGCAGGAGCGAGCUGAGAGCCUGAGGUCAGCCCGUGAGGAGCGCAGGAAGAAGCUCGCGCAGGAGCUUCUGAAGGAGCACUGGAAACAGAACAACCCAGACCUGCAAAGGGUGGAAUCAGAGCUGCAUAAGGAGCAUGUGGUGAGUCAGUGGCAGGUUCAGCAGCAGGAGAAAAAAAAGGUGGAGGACGAGGCCACGCAGGAGAGACUGCGGUUUCAGAACGAGUACGAGAGGAACAGACAGGAGGCACUGGAGAGGAUGAAGGAGGAGGAGGAGAGGAAGAGAGCGCAGGAGAGAGAGAGAGUCGAGUUUCUGAGGCAGCAGAUGGAGGAGCUGAAACUCAGAGAGCAGGAGAGUCGGCGUCUGCAGAAGGAGGAGGAUGCUCUUCUCUUCCAGCGCUUGGAGGUGGAGCAGCUGGAGGAGGACAGGAGGAGAGUCGAGGAGAGCCGGAAGAAAUCGGAGUUCGGACGUUUCCUGAGCCGUCAGUACCGAGCGCAGCUGAAGAGACGAGCGCAGCAGGUCCAGGAGGAAUUGGAGGCGGACCGCAGGAUCCUGGCGGCGAUGAUGGAGGGAGAGGAGGAGGAUCGGAGGAUGGAGAGUGUGAGGAGGGAGAGGGCGGUGGCCGACGUGGCCUGGAUGAAGAACGUCCUGGAUGAGCAGCUGCAGCUGGAGAAAGAGCGAGAGGCAGAGUUUGACCUGCUCUACAGAGAGGAUGCUCAGAAGGUGUGGGAUCAGCGUGAGGCUCAGUGGGAGAGGGAGAGAAGAGCCAGAGAGAGACUCAUGCAUGAGGUGCUCAGUGUGCGUCAGGAGCAGCUACACGAGCGGAUGGAGGAGAAGCGCCGUGCUCGGGAGGAGUGUGAGAGGAGGAGGUUGGAGCUUCUGCAGAUGCUGGAGGAAGAAGAGAAGGAGAAACGACAGCAGAGGGAGGAACAGGAGCAGCAGCGCACCACACGCAUGCAGGAUAUCAACGCUCAGGUGGAGCGUCGACGCAGAGAGCAGUGGGAGGAGCAGCAGAGACUCGAGCAGGAGGAGGCGGGGCUGAGGGAGGGGCUUCGGCAGCAGGAGGAGGAGCUGAGGGCGGAGACUGAGAGGAUGGCUCGACGUGGCUACGAGGAGAAGAUUCGCAGCAGACCUCGAUCAGCCUGGACAUGAGGACAUGAGGACACGCCCACUGUCUCACACAGACCUCCUCUGUAGUAGUUUGUGGUUUUCCAGCUGGAGUGCAGUGACUCAGAGCGUGUGAGCAGUAAAUCUGCUGUGUGUCAGUAAAUUACAAUCAAUAAUGAUUUUUUUUUUGUUGAUUCAGCACUUGGUCAUAAAAUUGUCUGAGAGGGCGGGGCUCAGUGAUGUCGCCUCUCCAGCUACAAAAUGUGUAGUAUGUAAAGUGUCGUUCUGACAUCACAAGAUUAGUCAGCUGACCACAGCGUAAGCCCCGCCCCUUUUAGCACGUUAAAAUGAAUUGUGUGUUGCGCUUUAUAUAUCCGAGCGUCAUGUUUUAUACAAGUAGAUAAAUACAUUUCUCGUGUUUUAUUUUCUGUGAAAUGUUCUGUGUUUUUAUGAAUUUGUAUCUCGCCACAAAUUUAUUAUUAAAUACGAUUUUGUU
Messenger RNA from Silurus meridionalis, 1951 nucleotides. RefSeq names its product trichoplein, keratin filament binding. The record is from RefSeq and is a predicted model, not a curated record. The transcript is spliced from 12 exons. Gene Ontology annotation, cellular component: keratin filament. NCBI's taxonomy places the organism in Eukaryota, Metazoa, Chordata, Actinopteri, Siluriformes, Siluridae. Gene Ontology annotation, biological process: apoptotic process. Bases 1 to 1500 code for a protein of 499 amino acids.